Elgaria multicarinata webbii is the source of this 4065-nucleotide messenger RNA. It is a transcript of the gene DPY19L1, whose product is annotated as dpy-19 like C-mannosyltransferase 1. NCBI's taxonomy places the organism in Eukaryota, Metazoa, Chordata, Lepidosauria, Squamata, Anguidae. Gene Ontology annotation, cellular component: nuclear inner membrane. The record is from RefSeq and is a predicted model, not a curated record. Bases 138 to 1985 code for a protein of 615 amino acids. Gene Ontology annotation, molecular function: mannosyltransferase activity. The transcript has 21 exons.
AAGGAGGUGAAGGCCUAAUCUACACCAAGCAGGAUAUAACACUAUGAAAGUGGUUUGAAAACAGUAUACGGUACCAUAUAAAAACUCUCUUUGAAAAUAACCAUCACUUUUCUCAUCUUUCAACUCUGGAAAAGGAAAUGGCAUUUCGAACCGAAACGGGUCUUUAUUAUUCCUAUUUUAAGACCAUCAUUGAGGCACCAUCCUUUUAUAGGGGAGUCUGGAUGAUUAUGAAUGACAAGCUAACUGAAUAUCCUCUUGUAAUCAAUACUCUGAAAAGAUUUAAUCUCUACCCGGAGGUUGUGCUAGCCAGUUGGUACCGCAUAUACACAGGAACAAUGAAUGCCAUUGGUAUUCAGACACAGAAAUGCUGGAUUGUGAAUAGGGGAGAAGGUCUCAGUCCUGUUGAAAGCUGUGAAGGAUUGGGAGAUCCUGCUUCUUUUUACGUGGCUAUGAUAUUUCUUCUGAAUGGAUUAAUGGUGUCAGUGUUCUUCCUGUAUGGCACAUACCUAAGUGGUAACAGAUUUGGAGGGCUACUUAUAGUGGCAUGCUACUUUUUCAACCAUGGGGAGAGUACUCGUGUGAUGUGGACUCCCCCUCUUCGUGAAAGCUUCUCAUAUCCAUUCCUUGUACUUCAGAUGCUGUUACUGACCUACAUUCUCAGGACUCAGAAUGUUAAUAGAAGAAGCCUGAUUGCACUGUCUGUUUCUAAUGUUUUUUUCAUGCUUCCGUGGCAGUUUGCUCAGUUUGUUCUUCUAACACAGGUGGCAUCAGUUUUUGGUAUAUAUAUAUUAGGAUUCAUUGAUUCAUCUAAACUACAGAAGAUUCUUUAUGCACAUAUGGCAUCACUGGCAGUAUGUUUUGUCCUUAUGUUUGGAAAUUCUAUGUUGCUGACAUCCUAUUAUGCUGCCUCUUUGGUAGUUAGUUGGGGUAUUCUUGAAGUGGGUCCUAAAUACCUGAAAAUGCAUAGAAAAAACUUUCCCGUUUGGGCCUUUGAAGGAUUUUCUUGCCUUUUCGGGACAAUUACCUUGAAGACCUUAAUGUGUCUAAUAUUUGGAAUAUCUGAUGAUGCUCAUAUAAGCAAUCUGUUGAAGGCAAAACUUACUGAUUAUAAGGAUUUUGAUACAUCAAUGUAUACCUGUGCUGUGGAAUUUGAUUUCAUGGGAAACGAGAUUCCAGUAAAGUACAUGAAGACGCUGCUGCUUCCAGUAGUUCUUGUUGUCUUUACAGUAAUUGUUGUGAAGGCAUUUAAUUACAUUGUAUAUCGCAAGAAAUUCUCUGAAAGACAGGAAGAUCAUUUUAAUCACGGAGAGAUAGUAUACCAUGCACUGCAGCUUAUCUUUUUUAUUGUUCUUGCUAUUUUAAUUAUGAGACUAAAGCUGUUUUUGACGCCUCAUAUGUGCAUCAUGGCAUGCUUGAUAUGUUCAAAGCAACUGUUUGGAUGGGUCUUUUACAAAAUCCAGCCUGGAACACUUGUCCUUGCCAUUUUAGCAAUGAUGGCAUUUGAAGGGAUUGCAAAUCUUCAAAAAGAAUGGAGCAUUGUGGGGGAAUUUAGCAACUUGCCUCAGGAAGAACUGUUAUUGUGGAUAAAAGCAAACACCAAGCAAGAUGCUGUUUUUGCAGGAACAAUGCCUACAAUGGCAAGUGUAAAAUUGUCUGCUCUUCGACCUAUUGUGAAUCAUCCCCAUUAUGAAGACGCAGGGUUGCGGGCAAGAACGAAAAUAGUUUAUUCCAUGUAUAGUCGAAAACCAGCAAAAGAAGUUAAAAAGGAAUUGCUAAAGAUGGGAGUAAAUUAUUACAUUUUAGAAGAUUCUUGGUGCCUGAGGAGAACUAAGCCUGGUUGCAGCAUGCCAGAAAUUUGGGAUAUAGAAGAUCUUGCCAACAUUGGAAAAGUUCCCUUAUGUAAUAUCAUGAGCAAGGAUUCCAGGCCACACUUCAAAACAGUCUUCAACAACAACAUAUUCAAAGUAUUAAAAGUUACCAGAUAAUGAAUCUUCUGUGCAACACAUUUUCUGAAAAUAUACUUUUUUAAAAUAGUCAACUAUUUUAAAUAUUUCUCUGAAUUCCAAGUCUACUAAAAUUAAUGUGAAUUUUGACAUCAAUUUCAGUGGAUAGCUCCAUUAGACCUAAGAUGCAUUCCAGAGAACUCUCUGCUCAGGAGGUCCCUUUAUCAGUUAUAGGAACUGUAACUUGAUGUCUACAUAGGCUUUAUCCCCUUUCCAUAUAAUACACUAGGGUAGUCCCACAUGCUCACCCAGGGCUAAUUCACUAGAUCAGGGCCUUGGAUUGUGAAUUCAACUAUUUAAUUGCAAGUACAUUCUCUGAAUAAAUGAGAAUGACUUGGAACUGAAGUGCUAGUAUGCUAAGAGUCCAAUACACUGACUGAAUACUAGACUUCUAAAAUGAGGAAAUAUAAAAUAUUCUGUCUCAAACCUAAUUAUUUUUAUUUCUGGAUCAGUUUUAAAAAAUUUGCUAUGCAAAUGUUUAUGCGUUGAAACACUUCUUAAUACAUACUGAUCCAAAGCAAGUGAGCAAAGAGAGCUGAGGAAAGAUCGGCAGAUUUCAAAAGCAGUGUAAUUGUGGAGGUCAAUGAUCUUUCCUAGCAAAGUUGGUACAUCUUUAAACCCUGAAUAGCUAGGAAUUAACAAAUGGUAGUACAGUGUUUAAGGUUCCAUACAAUACUCAUCACAUUAUAUUGCUAAUCCCAUUUCCCCAGCAUGCUUCUCAUAUUGCACCUUUUAUGAAUAUGUAUACUUUUGUAAAGAAAUUGGAUAGUUUCCACUAUCCCGUUUAUGUGCAAGUGGCUGUUGGUUUUAUCAAAAUCGAAGAAAACUCACCAAUAUUUUAUUGUCAUUUUAGAGCUAGGUCUUACGCUUAAACUUUAGUUCUACAUGGAAAUUAUUCUGAAUAGCUUUGGAGGGAGAUGUGUAUAAUACACAUUAUUUAAUUUUACUUUUUAAACAGUUGCUAAAAUCAAACCACUGAAAACUAUUUGCAGUAAGCAGUAUUUUUGCUACUGACUGAUGAAAUGUUUUGAAAUCACCUUGGUAGACAAAACUAACCAAUUUUGCACGUAUGAUACUUUAGCAAGGAAAAUAUUUUCAGGAAAGUCUUUUUAUUGUUUAGCUUUAAUGCAGAAAUAGAAUAUAUUUUGCCCUUCUUGUAAUAAGAGAGUCUAAAUUAAUAGGAAAUAGCAUUUGUUCCCUGGAACUAAAAUGUAACCACUAGAGCAGUGUAAAAUAAAUUUGAAACUCAUUUCAUUUUCGUAUACGUCUUAGAACAGAGAUAAUUUGUGUAAAAGGGAAACCAGUAGUGUGAAAAAUAUUAAAUAAACUAGCAGUAUUCUCUUGUCCACCUUCAAAAAAACCCAUCUAAUUUCUGUCCUCAUCAUCAUUCUGUUGCUAAUGCACAGCCCAGUUUCAGGCAAGAAUUCAAUUUCUUGUUUGGUAAAGCAAGACUGUCAUACAAUCUGCUGAAAUGACUAAUGCGUAUAUGCAACAGCUACUGACAUUUUUUUUGCAAGUCAUCUAGACAAUUACCAUCUGUUUUUCAGCCACUUGCUGAAUUUUAACUUCUGUUUUGCAGUCAAAGCUUUGUCUGCAACUAAUAGUACUAAGUUAUGUACUAGGAAGCAUAGUUUAUGACCUAGAAUAGUCAAGUAGGUAUUAAAAUAUAGGUAUAAGAAAAACUAACCUGGGUUGGGCAAAUUGUGGCCUUCCAUAUGUUGUUGAACCACAACUGUCCUUGACCAUUGACAAUGCUGGCUGAUGCUAUUGGGUGUCAGACUCGCAACAAGAGGCCACAGGUUUCCCUCUCCAGGAUUAACUUUAUUUUGGUUUUCUCUCAAUUCGUUAAAAAAAGUGAGGAGUGGCAAAAAAAUAAUAAUUUUAAAAUCAAAAAUCUCAUUUUCUUCCCUAUUUGUUAGACUGGACUAUUAAUAAGGAUUGGGCAGUGAAAAAUUAACAUUCAAGAAGCUGGAGAUUGGUGUCUUUAUUUUGUAAUUGUAUUACAGCACAAAAAUACUGUAUUUUUAUGGAUUUUAUGCCAAUUGUUGAUGUUUGUGGUUAA